Cannabis sativa is the source of this 3363-nucleotide messenger RNA. RefSeq lists its product as uncharacterized. The record is from RefSeq and is a predicted model, not a curated record. The transcript has a single exon. Gene Ontology annotation, molecular function: nucleic acid binding; RNA-DNA hybrid ribonuclease activity. Bases 1 to 3363 code for a protein of 1120 amino acids. Lineage: Eukaryota; Viridiplantae; Streptophyta; Magnoliopsida; Rosales; Cannabaceae.
AUGGCUUCUGAUCAUGCUCCUGUGGUCCUCGACUCUCAACCGGUCACCCAGAAACUCCAUUAUCCGUUCAGAUUCCUGGAAGUGUGGACUGCAGAUCCGAGGUGCACAAAAGUUAUCCAAAGAGCUUGGAGUAAACAGUGUUAUGGUCAAGCGGGUAUUCGUGUUUGUGGUAAAUUGCGUAACACUAAGAAUGCUCUCAAAGUCUGGAACAGGGAUGUAUUCGGUUUUUGCGAUCAACAACUCAAGAGUUUGUAUGCUAGACUGAGUUCUCUUCAGUCUCAAGUUCAUGCGACGACUUGCGAAGAAGAAGCGGAGAUUCAACUGCGAAUUAUUGAGCUAGAACAGAGACAAGAAAGAAUAUGGAGACAGAAAUCCCGUGAGUUGUGGGUGGCUAUUGGUGACUGUAAUUCGAAGUUCUUCCAUACAACCACUUUAAUUCGAAGAAGGCGAAAUUCCAUACGCGCGAUCCUUGAUGAUGGUCAAGAUUGGAUACUGGACAGGGCUGGGAUUGGUGAGUAUUUCACGAGGAAAUUCAGAGGACUUUAUCAGAGUCAGAACCCGAGUUUCGAUCAGGACUUCGAGUCCCUCUUUCAAAGGAAGGUCUCUGAUGCAGAGAAUUUGGAUCUAUGCCGGGUCCCCACGAUUGAUGAAAUUAAAAUGGUGGUCUGGAGGCUGCAUCCUCUUAAGGCUCCUGGACCGGACGGGUUCUCCGGGAUUUUCUAUAGAAUGUAUUGGGAUACGGUGGGGAUGGAGAUUUGUGAGAUGGUGCAAGAAUUCUUUCGCUGUGGUAUGUUGCCUGAGCAGAUCAAUCGGACGUUUAUCUGCCUCAUUCCCAAGAGUGAAAACCCUUCGUCCUUUGAUCAGUUCCGCCCUAUUAGUCUUUGUAACUUCGGGUACAAGAUCAUUGCACGACUACUCACUGACAGAAUGAAACCGGUGUUGGAAAAUUUGAUAAGCCCCUUCCAAUCGGCUUUCCUGCCCGGGAGGUGGAUAGCUGAAUGUUCUGUGCUUGCAUCCGAAGCGCUCCAUGCUCUUAAAAAAAUCAGAGGUCGAAGGGGCUUCAUGGCGGUGAAAACUGAUAUGCACAAGGCUUACGACAGGAUUGAGUGGAGUUUCAACGAAAAGUUUUGUGACAUGAUUUUUCAGUGUGUGUCAACUGUCUCUUUCUCGAUACUUCUAAAUGGAGCUCCACUUAAAUCUUUUAGUCCAGGGAGAGGAUUGAGGCAGGGAGACCCUCUCUCGCCAUACCUCUUCAUUCUAUGUAGUGAAGUUUUAUCUAAGCUGCUAGUUCGAGCCGAAGCUAGAAGCCAAAUCUCAGGAAUUCGAAUCGGUAAAGAAACUCAACCCAUAACACAUUUGUUUUACGCUGAUGAUGCAAUCUUUUUCUGUCGUGCUAACUCAGAUGAGGCCGUGAAUCUGAAUGCUUGCUUUGACACUUAUGAGGCUUGGUCUGGCCAAAAGGUUAACAAAAGAAAGAGUGGGGUCGUGUUCUCGCCGAAGGUUAAACAUGAAGACAAAGGGCUCAUUCAAAGGAUCUUAGCUAUGAAAGGUCUGGAUCAUAAGGAAAAAUACUUGGGGAACCCUUUUUUCUAUUCUGCAAGAUCGAGAGAAGAUUUCAACUUCCUGAAAGAAAAGAUCAUAGCUCGCUUGGAAGGAUGGAAAGCUAAACAGCUAUCGAUUGCAGGGAGACAAACUCUCAUUACUUCGGUGCUCCAGAGCAUUCCCUGUUAUGCAAUGUCUACUUUGAAAAUACCUGUGUCUAUCUGUAAUGAAAUGGAUAGAAUCGUUGCUAGAUUUUGGUGGAAAGGCAACUUGCAACCUGAAGGUCGAUACCAUGCUCUUAAAAGUUGGGCCGAUUGUUGUCAACCCAAAAGAAAUGGAGGGCUGGGUUUUAGAAGGUUCAAAGACAUCAAUAUGGCGCUCUUGGCUAAAUUGUCCUGGUUUAUGCUUGAUGCAGAGAAUAGCAAUAGGCCUUGGGUUCAAAUAUUGAAUGCAAAAUACUGUACUGUCCAGGAUUUUUGGAGUGUUCAUGGAAAGCAAGAGGACUCGAAAGUGUGGCGUGGCAUUUUGGCUAACCGAGACCUAUGUGUUAAAAGUGCGGGCCUGUUGGUGGGAGAAGGUGACUUCGACAUCUGGACUAGACCUUGGGUACCAUAUUUUAGUCUGGAAGAGGUCUGCAAUGCAUUCACUUAUAAUGUCACCCAUGCUUUCACAAAGGUUUCAGACCUCUUCCUUCCUGGCACAAGGCAGUGGAAUGCUCAAUUAAUUUCACAAUGUUUCUCUCGUGAAGUUACUGAUGCAAUUCUGAGAAUCCGCCCACUUUGUGACAGCAGAGAUAUCGUAUUUUGGCAGGGUAACAACAGUGGUAAGUUCUCGGUUAAAAGUGCGUAUUGGUGUGCACAAAGACGGAGAUUUCAUGAGGAGAAGAGAGUGUGGAAGUGUCUCUGGAAGCAGAAACUACAUGCUAGACAGAAAAUUCUGCUAUGGAGGGUCUUAAGUGGCUGCCUUCCACUCAAAAGCAGGCUGGGUUAUGUGCUGGAAAGGGAUAAACUUUGCGAUCUGUGUGGUGAAAUACCAGAAAAUGAAGUUCAUCUGUUUAGAGACUGCCACUUUGCUCGUUGUCUUUGGUUUAGCAGUCCAUGGGGCAUCAUUAAUAGUAACCUGGGCUCUUUGAGUUUUGAAGACUGGUUCCUUUGGUUGGUUGACACGGGGAAUGGCUCCCUCAUGAUGUUUGGUGCUUGUGUAAUGGAACAUAUUUGGCAAUGCAGAAACAAGCUCCUUUUUCAGGGAGUCAAGCCGAAUCUUGCAAUGUCCAUUAGACAGUUGUGGCAGAGGUUCAACGAGUUUAAAGAUAUUUUGCUAGACGAAUGCAAGUUGACUCUGACUACCACGGUGAACACCUGCUCUGGUGUCAUCUGGGAUUUGCACGUCAGAGUGGAUGCCUCGGUCUUGGAUGGUAAGGCUGGUAUCAGUGUAGUGGAGCUGCAGGAAGACCAAAAUGAAGGAGGGGUAAUUCUGCAGUCCGAGGUAGUGGAGAAUGUGUUAGCUGCUGAGCUAAUGGCCAUCUUUAAGGCUCUCUCUUGGGCUGUGGAAAGGAAAGCUAGAUCUGUCCUGGUGGAGUCUGAUUCUCUGGUUGCUGUGAAGGCCUUAAUGGCAAAGGAGUUGCCGUUUGCUUGGGGAUCUUACCCUUUGUUCUCUGCUUGCUGUAAUUUGUUUGUUUUUUUCGAUCACUGUGUUGUGUCUCAUAUCUCUCGAGAUAUUAACUCUUUAGCUGAUGCUUGUGCUCGUUAUGCUAGAGUUUCGUGUGUGAAGUCGAGAUGUUUGGUUGGGGAGGUAGUCCCCUUUGUGGCUACUUUGUUUUGA